Molecule: messenger RNA, 1064 nt
Organism: Belonocnema kinseyi
Lineage: Eukaryota; Metazoa; Arthropoda; Insecta; Hymenoptera; Cynipidae
Gene: sage
Product: helix-loop-helix protein delilah
Exons: 4
Coding region: 1-804 (267 amino acids)
Biological process (GO): mesoderm formation; regulation of transcription by RNA polymerase II
Cellular component (GO): nucleus
Molecular function (GO): RNA polymerase II cis-regulatory region sequence-specific DNA binding; DNA-binding transcription factor activity, RNA polymerase II-specific; protein dimerization activity
Source: RefSeq, a predicted model, not a curated record
AUGGACCACAGCCAACAAGAUUACCAGGGCAAAUUUUGCAAAAACGAGUCGCACAAAGACUGUAACGAUGAAGAUUAUUCACAACCUCGAGUUCUGCUUGACCUGGAUGAAAAUUCGAAACAGCAACAAGUACUUAACCAACAGGAUUCAAGUUCUUCCUCGUCUCAUUUUGAUGUGGUUCAGCGACUCGAAGAGCAAUUUACAAGCCGGAAGCAGUCCUUGAAGAGACGCUGGCAAGAAUCAGGGUUUGAACAACGUUCACAAACUUCGGAUGGUGUAGUUAUAAUAAGGGUGCCAGAACCUGAAGUGGUAGAACCUCAGUCCAAUUUAGAACUGCUUCACCAGACAAGUAUUAAACCUGUGCAACGAGAAGCUUCUCAAACAGAGAAAGAUUACAAAAAGUCAGCGUGUGACCGAGAGAGGACGCGCAUGCGGGACAUGAACCGGGCUUUUGAGCUUUUGAGGUCGAAACUGCCAAUCUGCAAACCACCUGGCAAAAAGCUAUCGAAGAUCGAGUCUCUGAGACACGCGAUAACAUACAUCAGGCAUUUGCAGAGUCUCUUAGAACCUCAAUACACGUACGUUCCAAGCAUUCCCGAAAGAUCUGGUCACUAUGGAGCAACGACAGCUAACGCAGCCUUUGAAUCACAGCAUCCAAAUAGAUGGGAAUCCUUUGCCUACUACCGAUACGAUUAUCAUGCUCCUUUUGCAUCCCUUCAAGCUCCACCUCCACCUCCUUUGCAGCCGCCUCGUUUGCUACACCAUGAACAGGACGACCACUAUCGCUAUGACACACAUUCUUAAUAUAAGUUCUCUUUCUCUUUCUUGUCUCAACUUAAAAUUUAAUCAACUGACAGAAAUGCUAAAAGAAAUGCAGAAUACAAUUCUAAUAUAUUAAUUACCUUAUUUACAGUGGUGUAUUCGCGGCGGGGCGGGGCCUGGCGCCGCUAGGGUACUCUAUUUGAAGUGAUAACUUCUUAUAUGGCAGGUGUAAACUCGAAAGACUGGGUAACGGUGACGGCAAAACUUCCUCUUCUCUAUCACUCCUUCUCUUCUCCCACUGA